Molecule: messenger RNA, 3264 nt
Organism: Aspergillus campestris IBT 28561
Lineage: Eukaryota; Fungi; Ascomycota; Eurotiomycetes; Eurotiales; Aspergillaceae
Gene: pdeB
Product: 3',5'-cyclic-nucleotide phosphodiesterase PDE2
Exons: 5
Coding region: 162-3101 (979 amino acids)
Biological process (GO): signal transduction
Molecular function (GO): 3',5'-cyclic-nucleotide phosphodiesterase activity
Source: RefSeq, a predicted model, not a curated record
AGUCAUUCGCCUCCGUCUCCGAUUGUCUACGCCGGCCCGACCCCCGGCAUCCCCCUGUUCAACCCGUAGCAGCCUUAUGAGACCGAUUCUAGAUCAACUACAUCUUUCCUUCUCUCGCUUCUGACCCGUCACCUCCCGUUGGAGCCGAGUGUCUUCAUUUCAUGGGCGUCCCAGAUCCAACCGGCAUCAUGGAUCCGGUCGAAUGCUCUGCCGUCUAUAUCGAUCAUCGCGUUACAUCCGAGCGAUGGGUGUACCAGAGGUCGUCGGAUGCCUCGGCAGCCUCAUCAGCUAGCGAUUUCCUACUACCGGACGAACCAGAGUCACUACGGGAGGAUGUGGAGCUCCUGUUGGAAGUCAGCAAGCGGAUAUACCUCUGUUAUGCUGGCCCAUCCCUCGCGACGACCCUGGCUGAAAUCAGUGACCGGGCGCACGUGAACUGCACCCCCAUUUUGGCUUUCUUCGAUGUCGACCUCAACACGGAAGAGCCCGGCCUUGCGCGACGCAAGAGCAGUCGCGGUUCGUGGUCCGAUAUGUCGCCGCCGUCCCCGUCGUCCAUGCGUCGCGGGUUCACCUUCUCCACGCAAUCCGUCGGGUCGUACGACUUGAACCUCCUUUCCGGCUUGUCGGCCGAUAUUCAAGUCCAAGAGUCGGCGAAUCUCAUCAUCCCGGUAGCCAUCCUGCGCGCACCCCCUACUCGCUCUCUAUCUCCCACCAGCGCCCCCAUGGCCCAGCCAUUUCCCCAAGGGGGGAUUCCCGCCCCCCAGCACAUCUCCAAAUGCCUCGAUGCCGGUGCCGUCGACGUUAUAUCCGCUCCGUUGGUUCGAGACCGGGUACAAGGUCUGACCGUCCACGUUUAUCGAGCCCACAAAUCGGCCGUCAAAGAACAGUCUCGCUUUUUGUCGAAGAAGAAACUCCGAAAACACUCGUGGGUCGGCGUCAGUGCCGAGCAACCGUAUUCUUAUCUCCGCGAAGCAAUGGUUUCCAAACUGAUGAAAGGUAUCUGCAACCCCGAGGAGACCAUUGAAGAGUUCCAAGACCGGGAGUUGGAUGUUACCCCGGAACGCGUGCAAGUCGUCAAGGAGCAGAUCGGGAAGUGGGAAUUCACGGCCCAUGAGUUUUCCGACGAUGAACUUGUGCUGGGCGCUUUCGAGAUGCUCCAGCAUGCUUUUACAAUCCCCGAUCUGGAGGACUGGAGGCUCCCUCCUGGCGAACUCCGAACAUUUCUCCUUGCGUGUCGCGCCUCUUACAAUUCCUUCGUCCUCUACCACAACUUCCGACAUGCCAUCGACGUGUUGCAGUCCAUCUUCUGCUUCCUCCUGCACAUCGGUGCGCUGCCGCCGUAUGAAGAUAUCCCCCAAGAUGUCGAGUCAAAAAGCCCGAUCGCAUCCCUUCUCACCCCCUUCGACACCCUGACUCUGCUGAUAUCGGCGAUUGGCCACGACGUCGGCCACCCGGGUGUCAACAACUUUUUCCUGGUCAAGCUCAACGCCCCGCUCGCCCAAUUAUAUAAUGACAACUCGGUCCUGGAGGCCUUCCACUGCGCUGCGUUCUCUCAGAUCCUGCGCCGUUACUGGCCGGCCGCCUUUAAGGAUCGGCAACUUCGCAAGCUCCUGAUCAGCUCCAUCUUGGCGACAGACAUGGGGGUGCAUCAGAAAUUCAUGGAGCGGCUCGGGUCACUGCAGGAGAAGUUCGUCGAUAACAACCGGACUGUCGAUGGCUGGAAGCCGCAAGAUCUCGAUAUGUACAAGACCCUCGUCUGCGGGCUGCUGAUCAAGUGUGCCGACAUUAGCAACGUUUCACGACCGUGGGCCGUGGCGGAGAAGUGGACUCAGAUCCUGCAGGAAGAGUUCGCCCACCAGGGCGAGAUGGAGCAGGAAGUCGGGAUGGAGACCGCUCUGUUCGGCGGGCCCCCGGAACUGGGGAAUAUCUUCAAACUGGCGACCGGGCAGAUGGGAUUCAUGACUAUCUUCGCGCUUCCGCUCUUCGAGGGCGUCACACACAUCCUCCCGCAGAUGCGCUUCACCGUCGAGCACACCCGGACCAACCACGCCAAGUGGCAGUGCCUGGCCGAACUGGAGAAGAGGAAGCUGUCCCUGGAGGAACCCUGUCGGGCGGACCAACGCAUCUCCCCGCGCUCCACGAGCCCGCAGGUGGCGGUCGACCGGAGGUCUUCCAAGAAGAGCACUGCCCCACAUACGCCGGACCGAGCAUGCCCCGCUGGUGGGGAUGAUGCUAGUGAUUAUUUCGGGUCCGCCAGGUCCUCCGUGGUCUCGCGCUCUCCCGGCAACAUCAACGAGAACACGAUCAAGCCGGUCGUGUCGCCGGAUACGCCGGGCCCGGCGAUGGACAUCACCGGGAGCUCCCUUCCAGCAUCGCGCAAGUCGUCCAGCGCGGUCCCGGACCUCACCAUGGUUUCCAUCGCAGGCGCGUCCCCACGGCGGAGCGCACAAGCAGUGGAAGGGGGCCUUCCCUUGGGCGACCCAGGCGUCAUGGCCGCGGUCUGCCACACCGACAUGCCCCCAACAGGGUACGACCACCAUGCACCGUCCAGCACACGCGACUUUUCCCUCGAAGAAGAGAGUGGAGAACGCGCCAACAGCUCCCGAAAUGGCCCACCAAGCUACCGCCGCCACCACGCCAACACAAACUCAUCCGGCCGCGCCCCACCAUCCAACUCGCAGCGCAACAGUUGCACCCGAACCCACAGCCUGAGCACCUACAGCAACGCCAUGACACCCAUCUCCCCAGCCACCAACGCAACCAGCUUCCUCAGCGAAUACGGCGACGACAAAGCCCACGCCCCAGACAGCGCAGAGCCCGACGACAGCGACUUCAGCAGCGCCCACCCCGAGUCCUCCAUCCAGUACACCGUAUCCGACCGCGACGGCAGUAACUUCCAGUCCGGCGACAGCCACACCUCGCACUCGCAGGCCGAAGACACCGGCAAGGGCCCGAGCCCAGAAGGCCUGUGCAUCCCUCCCUCAGGGAUGGACCCCGAGCACGGCGGCAGCGGCAGCCCGACCCUCUCCGCGACGCCGACGGGGAGCCACGGCCCGCCGCCGGAUGAACCCCCAGCGGCGAGACGUCGCCCCGACGACUGAUGAAGCGGCGGAGUCGGCUGCGGUUGGCGUUUUGGCGUCGGAGGCCACAUCAUUCGCCGCAGCAUGAGCUGAGCGGGGAGUCGUGACUAUUCUUCUUCUUCUUUUUGCUCUUCUUCUUCCUCUAUUUCUUUUGAAUACCUACCUACCUCGGCUUUAUUACCUA